This is a messenger RNA of Plasmodium inui San Antonio 1, 2118 nucleotides long. RefSeq lists its product as hypothetical. The transcript has a single exon. The coding region runs from base 1 to 2118 and encodes 705 amino acids. NCBI's taxonomy places the organism in Eukaryota, Apicomplexa, Aconoidasida, Haemosporida, Plasmodiidae. The record is from RefSeq and is a predicted model, not a curated record.
AUGGCCACUAGGGGAGAGGCCAACCCGCAGCAGACACCACCCCUGUUACUAACCAUAGUGCUAACCCUGCUGCUAACCCCGAAGGUGCGGCCCCGAACGCAGAGGACGGACUCCUACGGAGCGGGUUGCUCCGACCCGAGGUCGCAGGGAGAAAACCUGGACAGCUACUACGACGAAGCCAGGUAUCUCAGCAAAGAACAAAUGAAGGCAUACAUAUACAAAAUGAAAAAGGAAAUUCAGGAAUAUAAACUGAGAGAAAUGAACUACAAAAUUGAAAUAAAAUAUCUGAGGAGGAAGAUAGAGAGGUUAAAAGGGAUUAUACAGAAUGAUACUUUUUUUUUAAAUCACCAGAGAGGGGGUUCCGUACGAAGUGACCACAGUGGGUUCUCCUUCAGGGGUGGCCUGAACAAUGUGAAUUCAGAACAGGGCAAGCAUGCCGGGUGGUACAGAAAGGGAAACAUUUCGGAGGGAAAUUACCACCACAGGGGAGUUACACAAAAGUAUGGCAGUAAUCGCCAUGGUAGUCACCACGAUCGCGGUCGCAGACGAAGUCGCAUCUAUGAGGACAACCUUUCUGAGGCGAAAUUUUCAAACGUUUCGAUGAGAAGCAUCAACGCGAGUAUACACAACAACAAGCGAAUGAGUAUGCGCAAUUUUACUGGAAGGUUUAGUGACACGUCCAGAAGAAGGAGUGAUCACAAUCCAGUGAUUCACUCGGGGAAAGUACAGGCAGCUAAUAGUACCAGUGGAGACGUGGACAGAUCCAGCAACGUGAAAAAACAUUUCAAGGACCAUUUCGGAGACCAGUUGAGACCCCAUUUCGUUCACUCCAUUCCUAUGGGCAGAAAGGUAACAAAUGACAAACCAUGUGAAGAUCGCAUGGGUAUGCCCAUAGGAAGAGGCUGCGAUUCUUUCCACUCCAAUAGGAGCUGCUCCUCGAAAUCCAAGUUCAAGCUGAAAAGCCACCUCAUUUCGAAUAGCAACCAUAUGCGUAACAUGUCCAGUGAUAUAAACAUGACGAUUGCCAAGGACAUAAAAAAUUACUACAGUUCAAAGGCGAGCAUGCUAUCUGGCAGGAGUGAGAAAGUGUCUAAUAGACACUCGUCAUGUCUUCAGAAAGGAGCUAAUGGAGGAAAAGAUGUGGAAGCGAAAACAGAUUGGUGUGGGAAACAGUUGAGUAUAGAAAAGCUUAGUAAAUUAACUCCAGCAGCAGUAAGAAAAAAAAUCAACUGCGAUUUGUUCGAUUAUGCUCACCAUGAGAGGAUUCUUAGAAAGAAAUACACCUCAGCUUAUGCGUUUAAACGGGAAACAAGUUUGAAAAGGAGAGAUAGCCGCGGGAAGGCCACUGAACGGAGCGUUUCACAGGUGAAUGAAUCGGAGGGGAAAAAUCAGGACGACCACGAAGAACUGAGCGACAGCGGGGACUCCAUUAAAAGGGUCAAACUGUACUUGGACAAGCAGAGGGAGAAGAAAAAUCCGCCCGCUGUUUCAACCGCCACACCCAGCAAUGUGCCUACGGACGCUCCUAACACUAUGCCUGCCACUGCUCCUACCACUAUUGCUGCCACAGCACCUACCACUAUGCCUGCUGCCGCCGUCCCCACUAGUGCGAAGAAGCAUGAUGGGGUAUCUGCGAGAGGACGUACCAAAGAAGUUACCACUGGAACGGUCCUAAUCAGGAAGGGAAAAAAAACAAACGAGGCAAAUUCGAACGCCAAGGGGAGUCACAUCCAGUCGCGAGAUGUAACUGGAACCAAGUUGAAAACAAACGAAACGAAACAGCCACAAGACGUGUUAGGAAGUGUAAAGAAAAGCAUAGGUGCAGACAUAAAGGAAAAUUUUAGAAAGGAAUUAGAGGAGUUAAAAAGGAGGAAAGACAUACUGGUCUCGAAGCGAAGGGAUUACCGUGACUUGUCCUUCGGCAGUACGAGCAGCAGUGAUUGCGGCCGGGAUGGUGGCAAGGCCGCUGAAAAGGUGGGGAAUCCAGGCAAAGGGGGGGCGCAGUGUAAAGCUGUGAAUAACCCUUUGAAAGAAUCGAACAUUCUAAACAUCUCCUUCAAUGACCUUGAUAAGAGAAUAAGUAACUUGAAAAAUUAUUUGAGGAAUACCAACACGUGA